AUGAUCGGAUUCGGUGCCAACCUCGUGCACGUUAUGCACGGAACCGGCGGUGUCAUUGAGGAGAAGGCUCCCGCCAUUACGAACCUGCUCGCCGCACUCUUCUUCCCGAUCCCUCUGCUCAUGAUCCUUGUGACUGGCCAGGAGCUGAUCACUGCCAACCUCAUGACUCUCCCCAUGGCUGCCAUCAACGGCCGCAUCAAGGCAUGGGAGGUCCCUGUCAACUGGCUCAUCGUGUUCUUUGGAAACCUCACUGGUGUCCUCGUUUACGCCGAGCUUCUUGCCCAGUGCUCUGAGCUUUACACCGGCGAGGCUCUUCUCGCCUUCACCGUCAAGCUCGCCAUGAAGAAGUGCAACCUCCCGUGGGGUGUCGUCGUUCUCCGCGGCAUUGGCUGCAACUUUUUGGUCUGCAUGGGCGUCUGGCUCGCGGUCACUUCGCGUGAGAUGGGCUCCAAGAUCAUCGCCAUGUACCUCCCCGCCGGUCUCUUCGUGUUCCUCGGCAUGGAGCACGUCGCUGCUAACAUGUACUUUGUCCCUGUGCGUCCUUCAAAUCAGCGUGCGACUUUUUCUGACAUCCAGAUGGGCAUGAUGAACGGUGCCGACAUCACUGUGGGCCAGUAUAUUGGCCGCUCGAUCAUUCCCAGUUUCAUUGGCAACAUGAUCGGUGGCGGUCUCCUUGGCAUUCCCAUGGUUUUCAUCUACCACCCCCCGAUGCUCCCGUCGUUUCUUACGCGCAACAAGAGCGAGAGCUCUCUGUCGACUCUGAACGAGGCCCCCACUCGUUCCAGGUCCCGCAUCGCGGAGGCGUACCCCAUGGAGGACAUUCGCACCGAUGAGUCAAUGGCGAAUAAGGUGUAG
Trichosporon asahii var. asahii CBS 2479 is the source of this 855-nucleotide messenger RNA. RefSeq lists its product as uncharacterized. The transcript has 3 exons. Gene Ontology annotation, molecular function: high-affinity secondary active nitrite transmembrane transporter activity. Gene Ontology annotation, cellular component: membrane. Gene Ontology annotation, biological process: nitrite transport; transmembrane transport. NCBI's taxonomy places the organism in Eukaryota, Fungi, Basidiomycota, Tremellomycetes, Trichosporonales, Trichosporonaceae. The record is from RefSeq and is a predicted model, not a curated record. The coding region runs from base 1 to 855 and encodes 284 amino acids.